CGGCCAUCUGCCCACCCACACACACACAAUUUCCAUCCCGCCGAAACCACAAAAUUUUGAGACCCCAGCGAGCGCGUCCUCUGCGAUCGUUCGUCAUCUACCGAGUGCAAGCUACGCCGCAGCCCAAAGACGACUAGACGCUGUACAACUCGGGUUCCCUCAUCAUCGCGAUCAUGGCCGACUCUAUAAAGGAUGCACCGUUGAAGACGGUCCAGGUGGAAGCUUUGGUUGUCAUGAAGAUUGUCAAGCACUGCUCUGCCAGUUUUCCUACAACAGCUACUGGAUCCAUCGUCGGUAUGGACCAAGACGGGGCUCUCGAGAUUACGAAUUCGUUCCCUUUCCCCACCGCCGAUGUUGCCAGCGUUGAAGGCAGCCACCAGAACGACGCCUCUGCGCUAGCUGCCGCUGCGCCUCGGGCCAAGGCGAACAUCACCUACCAGAAUGAGAUGAUUCGACACCUCAAGGAAGUCAACGUGGAUGCCAACAGUGUCGGCUGGUACACAAGCGCUACAAUGGGCAACUUUGUCAAUCUAGGCUUCAUCGAGAACCAGUACCACUACCAGCGCGAAAACGAUAAGACAGUAGCUCUAGUUCAUGAUGUGAGCCGCAGUUCGCAGGGCGCUCUAAACCUACGCGCUUUCAGGUUAACUCCUACCUUUAUGACUGCCUACAAAGAGGGCAAGUUCACCACGGAAAGUCUGCAAAAGUCAAAGCUAUCGUUCAGAGAUAUCUUGACUGAACUUCCAGUCAACCUACACAACUCACACCUUCUCACCUCUUUCCUCCACCAAAUACCAUCCAAACCAACCGCCGCCGACGUGGCUAUGCCUACGUCGCUUGCCGAUCUGCAAAGUAACCCUAUGCAAAUGCCCCUUCACCCUUCAGCCGAUAAUCUCGACCUCUCAAUAGAUCCGUUCUUAGAGAAGACAUGUGAUUUGUUACUUGACAGCAUAGAGUCACACUACACCGAACUCAACAACUAUCAAUACUAUCAGAGACAAUUAGCGCGAGAGCAGACCAAGAUCACAGCAUGGCAAACAAAACGUAAAGCGGAGAAUGCGGCACGAGUUGCCGCCAAGCAACAACCCCUUCCCGAAGACGAAUGGCAGCGCAUCUUUAAACUGCCGCAAGAGCCCAGUCGCCUCGAGGGUAUGCUGAACGCUAAACAGGUUGAGCAGUACAGCAAACAAGUGGAUGGAUUUACUGCAUGUGUCAGCGCCAAGAUGUUUGCUGUCAGGGGAAAUCUCCUUCCGGAAUAAUGAGGACGUGGAUUAGAAAAGCGGGAUGAUGUUUCCCGUAGGCAUGCAUCUGGCACGGCGUUU
Messenger RNA from Xylaria bambusicola, 1322 nucleotides. RefSeq lists its product as uncharacterized. Bases 174 to 1259 code for a protein of 361 amino acids. Gene Ontology annotation, cellular component: cytoplasm; cytosol; eukaryotic translation initiation factor 3 complex. Gene Ontology annotation, molecular function: protein binding; metallopeptidase activity; translation initiation factor activity. The transcript is spliced from 3 exons. The record is from RefSeq and is a predicted model, not a curated record. Lineage: Eukaryota; Fungi; Ascomycota; Sordariomycetes; Xylariales; Xylariaceae.